Molecule: messenger RNA, 4354 nt
Organism: Microtus oregoni (creeping vole)
Lineage: Eukaryota; Metazoa; Chordata; Mammalia; Rodentia; Cricetidae
Gene: Lman2l
Product: lectin, mannose binding 2 like
Exons: 9
Coding region: 8-1084 (358 amino acids)
Biological process (GO): endoplasmic reticulum to Golgi vesicle-mediated transport; Golgi organization; endoplasmic reticulum organization
Cellular component (GO): COPII-coated ER to Golgi transport vesicle; endoplasmic reticulum-Golgi intermediate compartment; Golgi membrane
Molecular function (GO): D-mannose binding
Source: RefSeq, a predicted model, not a curated record
GGGAAAGAUGGCGGCAGCUGUGAGACCCUCUUGGUGGCGGCGGUGGCGGCUGCGCGCGUGGGCUCGGGACGGGGCCAGGCUAUUGCUCCUUCUCCUUUUGUUGGGGUCUGUGCAGGGGCCGUGGCACGUCAGGGCGGGCCAAGCGGUGGAGUACUUGAAACGGGAGCACUCGCUGUCGAAGCCCUACCAGGGUGUGGGAACAAGCAGUUCUUCGCUGUGGAACCUGAUGGGCAAUGCCAUGGUGAUGACCCAGUAUAUCCGCCUCACUCCAGAUAUGCAAAGUAAACAGGGUGCCUUGUGGAAUCGGGUGCCAUGUUUCCUGAAAGACUGGGAACUGCAGGUGCACUUCAAGAUCCACGGACAAGGGAAGAAGAAUCUGCAUGGAGAUGGCUUGGCAAUCUGGUACACAAAGGAUCGAAUGCAGCCAGGGCCUGUGUUUGGAAACAUGGACAAAUUUGUGGGGCUGGGAGUGUUUGUAGACACCUAUCCCAAUGAGGAGAAGCAGCAAGAGGCCCAGAAGAGGCGCUAUUCUCCAGGAGUCCAGCGGGUAUUCCCCUACAUCUCAGCCAUGGUGAACAACGGCUCCCUCAGCUAUGAUCAUGAGCGGGAUGGGCGGCCCACAGAGCUUGGGGGCUGCACAGCCAUUGUUCGCAAUCUCCGUUAUGACACCUUCCUCGUGAUUCGCUAUGUCAAGAGGCACCUGACGAUAAUGAUGGACAUUGAUGGCAAACAUGAGUGGAGGGACUGCAUUGAGAUGCCUGGGGUCCGGCUUCCCCGGGGCUAUUACUUCGGCACUUCCUCCAUAACCGGGGAUCUCUCUGAUAAUCAUGAUGUCAUUUCCCUCAAGUUGUUUGAGCUGACGGGGGUGAGGACCCCAGAAGAAGAAAAGCUACAUCGAGAUGUAUUCCUGCCCUCAGUGGACAAUCUGAAGCUGCCUGAGAUGACGGUACCACCAGCACCCCUGAGUGGCCUGGCCCUCUUUCUUAUCGUCUUUUUCUCACUGGUGUUUUCUGUGUUUGCCAUUGUCAUUGGUAUCAUACUCUACAACAAAUGGCAGGACCAGAGUCGAAAACGCUUCUACUGAGCCUGCUGCCAUCAUCCCCUCUAUGAUGUUCACCCAUGAGGUGUGGGUCUGAGCAUACAGCCUGGCAAGUCUGCUUGAGUCGCCAGUUGUUCAGGGACCGUGUUCCAUCACUGGGGCUCUGAAUGCACUGACCCUGCAUUCUCAUGGUCAUCCACGGGAACAUCUCACUGGCCCCAGACACCACCCACAGGGCCGAGCAGCUGUGAUGUGCCUUCCCUGCAGUCCUUACACUUAGGAGUGAAGAGACAUGGAAAAAAUAUAUAUUGUGAUGCUUAAAUUACAAAAAUCGGAUAGCUACCCUAAGGAUAGACUGGAUGCAGCAGGCCUUCUACUUCUUUUAAAUUUCCAAAUAGAAAACCAGAACUCAUAUAACCUGGAAACCCACUUAUUAGUUUUUGCUUCUGCCCAUGGCUCUUUCUACUUGAGCUUCUUGGCAAUCGGGAUGGAGAUAUCUGCCUCUCUGUGUCCCUUCACUCGUCCUCCGUGUGUGCAUCCUGAGCUAGGAAAGAAGUCUGCUGCUCUGCAUUAGCUCCUUGCUUCAGCCUCUGGUCUGCGCUGGGUGGAUCUUGUUCCAUUCCUGUCUAUCCCUGCAUCUUCAGCUUUCCUAAUUGGAGCUCUCCAGGCCUUUGGAUCAUUUGGCUAAAAGUUGUUACAAAUGAAGUGAAGCUUAGACACCGUCACAAUCACAGAUGCCGUGAGAUUAGCUGUGACAUCAUCUAGGCCCAGGUGUGCCACAGAAAGCUGCAUUCGUCUCCUCUGACCACGCGGAGGUGUUUCUGGACCCACUGGAGCCUGCUUAGCUGCAUGUUUUGUUUCUCAUGAUUCUUAGGAUCUUGCUUGGAGGAUUUGAAGUGGAAAGCAGCUCCUUAUUCCCUGGACUUAGACAUGACCCCAAGAGGAGAUUUGGCUUCUUAAUGAGGAGCAACAGUUGCUGAUUUCAUGUAACAAAUCUCUGAGAGCAAAAGACCUUCGUUCUCUGUCUGGCAAAGUCCUGAUCACUGAGCAGCACAGCUUGAGUGUGGUCCUAUAUGUGUGUCACCCCUAUUACACUGCCUUAUUCUACAAAUGUCACAUGCUGCUCACCUAUCUGCCCUGUGAUUAAAUUGGUUACAGGCUAGUCUCCUUGGAGGGCCUGAAACUGAGUUUUCUGGGUCUUUGAAGCCCAAGGAAAAUUCUUAAAGUGACUGAUGGAACCAAUCAUGAGUCCUGGCUCAGUGGCCUUCUUCUGGGGUAGGCUUAGUGGGGAGGCGCCAGCCUGUUUUCUGAGCCUCAGAUAUAUCAGCUCUUACCCUGUCCCUCCUGGGUGACUGGGAAAGUCCUCAUGCUCAUCCCUAGACUAGGAGGAGGGGUCACUUUGGCUGCAGAUGGGUGUUCAUCUUCUUAGGCCUCUGUCUUUCCUGUGUGUUUAAGCAGGAUACUAUGUUGCCCUUCUGCAAGAGAGAGGAAGUGCAGAGAGCCCCCUCUUAACAAUUUCCCACAAUAGCAGAAUAGCUCAGGGGAGCUAGGGGAUGAACUGGGAUAUAGAGGUUGGCUUUAAUACCAGGAGAAUGUCAAGAAAUUAAGUUAGUUUUGUCCACUUUGAGUCCAAAGGGAAGGCGGAGGGGUGGGUGUGGUUGUGGACCUAAGUGAGCUGUUGAGAAGACUACCAUAGCAGUGGGAUUGAAGGAUUUGAUCACGGAGGAGUGAGAGAUAGCAUGGGUUGGGUUUGUGUGAUUCCUGCUCAUGAGCACCUGGAUGCCUUGAAAGAAGGCCAGAGGAUUGAUCUGUGGUCCCAACAUAGCCUGGGAACUAGUCUUUUCCCAUUUGAGAAAUGUAUAAGAAAACUGCCUGUGCCGGGCAAUGAUGGUACACGUCUUUAAUCCUAGCACCCAGAAGGCAAAGGCAAGUGGAUCUCUGAGUUCAAGGCCAGCCUGGUCUAUACAGCAAGUUCUAGGACAGCUGUGACUACACAGAGAAACCCUGUUGCGGCAAACAAAAACAAACGGAGGGAGGGAGGGAGAGAAACCACCUGCUCAGCAUCAUGCAUCCUGCCCCAGCUCUUGCUUUUGUUGCAGAAACAAUGAUUUCUGUGGCGAGUAAGGCUAUUUCUCUGGGCAUUGUAACUCCAGAGUGUGUACUGGAUGAGGUAGUGCCUGGUCCCUGGUGUGGCUCUAGUGCACUCGUACUUGGGUAUAUGCCAUGGCCUCAGCAUAGGACUCAACAGUUAACCCUUCCCUUAUUUUCUCUGUCCCAGGACUAGAUGGGGUGACUAAAUGUGGCAUCGUUCCCCAAGUCUCAAAUAAAGACCUGGCAUUUUCAGCCUUUCACAUUGUCUUUAAUCCCAACCCCCAAGUUCCAAGGUAACUUUGUUAGAUAAACAUAUUUAUUUUGGUAGAAAAUUAACAGCUCUGCUCUUGUGAGAAGUGGUCUCUAAACAUUUGAGUCAGAAUACGCACGGUCCCUUGGACGUGUCCUUGAAGACUCAAACAAGGAUCUGCUAGGAAGCCGAAAGGAUAGGGUGCUUGCUCGGCAGGUGAGAGAGAAGUCAGGUCACCUAGCCUUGUGGAGCUGGCAUCUCUGGGAUGACAUCUCUCAUUUGUCUCCUGGAUCCUUGGAGGAACGUUGGCCCGUGGUCUUUUAAAGGAUGUAGUUUCGAGCCGUCCAUGCUAAAGACGGAAGAGUUGAUCCUGCUGGUGUUUACUGAGCCGAUGAGGUUGACGAUUUUAAUGGGGGGGUUCAGCCGAAGUUCAGGUUUGAUCCAGGCCAUGGCCAAAUAGUUCUAGAGAGAGAAGAGAUACCAGAGUAGCCUAAAGUAGAAACCUAAGUGUACUCUCAGAGCGGACACAAGAGUGGCCAGUGCCUUUGUCCUUUCCCCAGUGGUUAGCACUCACCGGAGCCGAAUAGACGAAGUUGAACAGUAUAAUCCCUACAGCCAGUAUCACUGAAAGGCAUAUGAUUUUGUAGCGGUAGCGUUUGCAGAAAACAUAGCAGAAGUUUUUAAUAGGUGACCGGUACCACAAAAGAGAGGAGUCAUUUCGUCUGCCCAUGACAGUGGAUGCCAGAGAAUGGAAGGCAAGAGGAACCUUCAGAUCAAGUGACCCACAGCCUUUGGUCUUUUCUGUAACAGGUUGGGGAGCCCCUUAUACCCAACCCCAUGUCUUAUUUCCUGACUAUAGCUUAGCCAUGUAGGAGGAAGUAACUCUCCCUUUCCACAUGGAGGCCAACCAGUCACCACCACAAAGGGGGAGGAAUGAUGGGCUUGGUGCCUGUGCCUCACAGGGCCCUUACAUG